Prorocentrum cordatum is the source of this 7191-nucleotide messenger RNA. The record is from the annotation of a GenBank genome assembly. NCBI's taxonomy places the organism in Eukaryota, Dinophyceae, Prorocentrales, Prorocentraceae.
AUGCCCCCGCCGAAGACAUGGGACAAGCGGUUCCACCGCCACAGCGAGGGCCGUGGGCGGGAGGUGCGAUUGCUCCACCGCGUGCCGGGGAAGACGAGCUUGUGGACGUGCGUCCUGCCUGGAGGCCGGGUCACGACGAUUCGCCUGAACGCUGGGAGGGCCACGAUCACGCCCACCAAGCCCGCCAAGUCGGGCGUCUGGUGGGAACCUAUGCCCGCGCUCACCGCCGCCCAGAAGCGCGCCGCCGAGGACACGAGCCGCGACAUGAUCGCCAACGCGGCUGCGAUGCCCGACACCGCCGAGCUGGACAGGUACCGGAAGCAGCAGGGGGUGGCGGCGCGGCUCCAGCGGGUCGUGCAGACGAUCGCCCUGCUGCCCGCGGGUAUCGUCGCCUUGGGGCACUGGUCGGUGGGCUCCUGGUGGCGUUCGGCGGGCAUUCUCAUCACCAUCUACUUCAUAUACUACGUGAUGGAGCGCUCGGGCCUGAUUGCCUGGUGUCGCGCGCUCAUGCAGGCUGGCAGCACGACGGCCUGGGUGUUCAGUUCCAUGAUGGAUAUGUACCAACAGUUGCACGAGGCCGUGCAAGGGUGGAUCGACGACUUCAACGAAUACAGCGGCUACCAGAUCACGAUGUGGGAGUUCAAGAUGGCCGUCAUCUCGUUCAUGACCAUCGCGGCCCUCGUCUCGUACUUCUGGGAGGAGGUAAGGGACGCGCUGACGGAGGAGCUGGCCUCAGACGCGGAGUCGGAGCCGCCGUCGCCGACCACCAGCGGCCGCGUCACCUUCGAGGACUUCCAGGACGAGGACUCGGAGGCCCCGUGGAAGCAGGAGGUCGCCAGCGCGUUGAAGAUGCUGGCAGAGGGUCAGUCGAGGCUCCAGGAGACCGUCGAAGCUGUAGAGGGACGUGCUCGUCAGGACCGUCUUCUCCGAUCGGUGCAGGGCGUCGACGCCGAGAGCGGAUCGGGGCCGAAGUCGGUGGAGGAUCUCAGGCGGCGGAUCGACUACUUCGAGCAGCUGGUGCGGGACGGCAAGGUGACGGUGCCGUCGGACUCCUCGCCUGCAGCCACGGGUGCUUCCUGGGAGGUCCUCACGCCGACGUCGUCGGGGCGGGAGCUCGCGCUUACGGACGCUCGGGGCCCCUCCACUCCGCCCAGGUCGACGUGGGCCUCCCCUGCGUCUGCGGCCAGCCCUGGUCGCCAGGCGCCCGCGGCCAACCCGCCGCCCGUGCCGCAGCCGCCAAUCGGGGUGGCCGCGACCUCUCCGGGGCGCGUCGCCAACAUGAUCUCCCACCUCGAGCGCAUGAAUAUCAACCCGCAGCAGGCCUGGAUGGAGGCGCUGAAGGAGUAUCGCGAGAUCGAGCCGAGCCAGUGGCACAUGCCCGACGGCUACCGCCAGCGAGUCGUGCCCGAGUACCUGACCAAGGUGUACAGCGCGCCGCGGACGGGCAAGGAGUACGCUCAGCAGUUCCUCCGCGACCGCCAGCUGGAGACGUGCGGCGCCGCCAAGGGCAUGGUCGACGCGCUGGCCUGCAUCGACAGGCUGCUGCUGGAGGACCGCACCCCCGACCUGGUGAACCUCGUCAGCCUGGAGUACCUGGCGAGGAAGGCCUACGCGAUCGAGACGGGCUUCGAGCUGGUGCGCUGCGAGAGCGACUGGAAGAGGCCGUCGGGCAAGAAGGAGUGGACGUCGAAGGUGGACUGGGACAUGAUCCACCGCAUCGACCCAGCCAGCGUGUCCGACGCGGCCCGCGGGGAGUACAUGAGGGAGGUACGCGAGGAGCUGAAGACCGGGAUGGCCAGAGACGCCGACUUCAUGAAGCUGAAGCUGAAGGUCGGGGAGAGAUCGUGGGCGACCGAGUUUUUGCCGAGCCCGGCGUCGUGCCUCGUGGGUGGUCGUCGGAGCGAGUUUCCAACGUGGAGCGCAUUGAUCCUGAAGCACGCCCUUACCACCGUGAUGACCGAGCAGACAGAGGUCGGCGACCCGCUCAGGGCCCUGAAGCUGAUCGAGUAUCCUGCGACCGACUCGGGGGCGCGGAAUCGGAGCCGAGAUCGGGCGCGCCUGCGGGAGAUCGACCGGGCCAACCACUGCUUGGUGGCGCUCCGCUGCCUGGCCUCGGGGUUCGUCUCGAGCGAGGUCCUGGAGACGCGGCCUUCGGUCCCGAGGGGUUUGUCCCCCCAUCGUCUCAACGAGAAGUCGCUGGCGGCCGGGCUGGCUCAGAGGAUUCUGCGUGCUGUCCGACGGCGACUGCCUGCUGCAGACCGUCCGGUGGGGCGAGUCGCAUUCGAGCGGCUCACGGGAGGCGCCGCCAGCGGAAGCGGCCCCUACCCUGUGGGGUCGACCCCCACCACCCCGCCAACACUUGCAAAGAGAGGAGACAUCUGCCCCGCGGUCGUGGACGAGAUAUCGCUGCCGCCGGUGGGGACGACGGGCCUGAGGAUCGAGGAUGUCUCGCCGCGGGCCGCCGCCCUGCUGUCGGACUACCGGGGCACGAUGCUGAGGGGCGAGAUGGCGGAGGGGGCGUCGGGCAUCAAGCCGUACACCGACCCCCUCCUGAGAGUCAAGAAGAACAUGGUCAGGCUGGUCGCUCGCAUGGCUGCGGGCGGCAUGAUGGACACGUCGGAUGUUUGCAAGGGGGAGGUGGCGCUCUUCACGGUCGUCAAGAAGUGGGUCUUGGCGGAGGGCGCCCAGCCCAAGCGCAGCUCCCGACUGGUGUUCGACGAGCGCCUCGAGAACCUGAAGUGGCGGCGGCCGCCCUGGUGCUCCCUCGGAGCCGGAACGGCACUCGGCUUCGUCGACGCGAGCAAGGAGAUCGCCGAGGGCUACCAGGUGCUGGCCGCGGUCGGCGACAUCCCCGACUACUACUACAGGCUGCUGCUUCCGCUGGAGGUCGCGGAGCACUUCGUGGUGCCGGGCGUAUCCCCGGCGGAGGUGGCGGAGGAGAUGAGGGCGCGGGGGUUGCAGGUCCCAUUCGACGAGACCAAGGCCUACAUGGUCGUGCGGGCCCUGGUCAUGGGCUUCUGCUGGGCGGUCUACUUGGCGCAGAUCUGCCUGGAGGAUUGCCUGCAGGGGGCCGGAGGAUGGCUGCACGAGCGAAAUCGGCUGGCGUACGGCCUGCCCGUCCCGAGGAUCCGCCCGAGCGAGCCCGUCCACUGGCAGUACAUCGACGACUACGGCCUACUGGCGCUCGACGCUCCGGAGGCGACGGCGGAGGCCUUCGGUGCCGACGGGCUCGUCGGCCUCGCCAAGGCCAGGGGCGACGUGACGUCGCAGCUGAAGGAGCGGGGCUUGCCUGUUCACAAGGAGGAGUUCGGGAAGCAGGUCAAGACGCUGGGCUGGCUUCUGUCCGGCACCGAGGACGGGGACAUGUUCGUGGAGCCCGACCCCGAGAAGAUGGACAUGCUGGUAGAAGCCACGGUGGAGGCCUGCCGCCGAAGGACGAUCAAGGUGCGGGACCUGAUGACCUUGGUCUCGACCUGGACGUGGUUCGCGCUCGUCCAGCGGCCCACCCUCUCCAUCUUCGACGCGGUCUACAAGGCCAUACAGAAGUUCAAGGACGGCGAGGACGUGACGAUGUGGCCCGGGCUGAAAGGCGAACUGAUGACCAUGGUCGCUAUCAGGCCCCUGCUUUUCGCCCGACUGGGGCGGCCCUGGCUGGAGCAGGCGGGCAUGACGGACGCGAGCUUCUUCGGGGCGGGCGUCCUGGUCACCCCCUCCGGGAUCGACGAGCUGAGGAGGGAGGCCCGACUCGCAGCGCCGAAGGGCUGGUUCGCCGAGCAGGCGGAUCUCCUAGGCGAAGACAGCAGCGACGACGAGGAGGACCCGGCGGACAUCGACAACGGGCGCGACGCGUCCGACGAGCCCGAGGCAAGGAGGUCUAUGAGGCCCAUGGUCCCGGGCACCGAGGUGAACCGCACGGCCCACCUGUUCGCGGGGCACCGCCGACCCCUCGACUUCGAGGACCACCUGACCAGGAUGGCGCAGGAGCGGGACCGAUGGCUAGUCGUGGAGUCGAUCGACAAGGUGCUCCACAGCGACCACGACCUGCUCGACCGCAAGAAGGUGCAGGCCCUGUGUCGCCGCGCGCUGGAGGGCCAGUUCCAGACAGUGAUGGUGGGCUGGGAGCUGUUCGUCGCGACGAUCGAGUUCCUGGGCUGCGUAGUCAUCGGCGGGGGCCUCUACUCCCUGGAGCACCCCGAGGACCCUGGGCAGGAGCCGUACCCGAGCAUCUGGAUCCUUACGGUCACCAUGGCUCUGGAGAACAUGGCCUUCGCCCGCGGCUCCAACGGCUUCGAGGCUGCCAAGAGGGACUUCUGGGAGAAGAUCAGGGAGGCCAGGGACCCCAACGUCAGCGACCGCGAGCUGCUGGGCGUGCCGGGCGAGGCUCAGCGGGCCUCGAGGGCGUCCUUCGACCAGUGUCGGGAGGGUCUGGCAUCACGGAAGCCAACUACAGUGUCCAGCAGCAUCCUGACGUUGGUCCGGGCGCUCGACGGCCGCAGGUGCGACCACGGCUGGCACCCGCCGCUGCAGGGGAAGCUUCCAGACGGCAGAUUCCGGACCUCGCUCGCCCAGAACUACCCGAGCCAGCUGUCGGAGAAGCUGGCCUUUCACCAUCUCGAGGCGCUCGACCUGGUCGUGCCCGGGUCACGGAAGCCGAUGCAGUCCCUGAGCGACGAGGUGGCGGUCCGCCUGGCCGCCUUCGCUACGGCGGGGGACGACCUCGCCGCGCAGAUUCGAGCGCCAGAGGUCGGGCCCAGCUGGGACCCGCUGGAGCGCUGGAGCGAGCUCCUGAGGGUCAGGUGGACGCGUUCGGAGCACCAGAAUGUCCUCGAGCUGCGUGCUCUCAUGCUCUACGUCCAGACCACCCUGAAGAAGAGAUCGGCCUGGGACAGGCGCCUGCUCGUAAUCACGGACUCGAUGGUGGCGAUCGGCGCGGUCUCAAAGGGCAGGAGCAGGUCCAAGUCUUUGAACACUCUCCUCCGCCGCCUCGCCGCCUACGCCCUCGGCUGCGGGUCAACGAUCUACCCGAGGUGGGUGUCGAGCGGGCGGAACCACGCGGACGGGCCGAGCAGAGGCUACAGCAAGGGCCAGGCGCCGAAGGAGAUCACAGAGCGCCUACGGCCACCUGUUCGUCAUGGCGUGUUCGUGGACGGAGUGCGGGUGACGGCGCCUGUGAUUGGGCGGGCCUCGCCAGCUGCGGCGCUCCCGAAGAUACAGCGCCGUGGCCUGCGCGCCUGGCAGACCUCGGGCACCGACUUCUUCGAGGGCCACAAGAGCGACCUGCUGAGCGGCGGCUGCCCCCCGAGGCUGCUGGUGCACGCGCAGAUGGACGCGACGGCGCUCCAGUACAUGAGGGCCUGCAGGAAGUUCUGCGACUGGGCAGAGGAGCAGGAGGUCGAGAUCUACCCGAGCUGCCGCCUGGAUAAGGCGAUCAGUGUCUACCUGGACGUCUUGUGCUUCGACGACGAGAUCGGCGUCGGUGAGGGCAAGAGCUUGACCUCGGGCAUGCUGGCCAUGUACCCAGGGCUUCGCCUUCCGGAGGCCUACCGCGCCCUGAAGGCCUGGGAGGGUCUCCGCCCCACGGUGCAAGGCUCGCCCAUCGGCGUCCCGCUGCUGAUGGAGAUCGUGGACCGGAUGUCUCACUACGGCGAGGACGGCCGCACAGCAGCGGACGCUGCUCUGCUCGCCUUCGACUGCUACCUCAGGGAGCAGGACUGGGAGCUGAUGAGGGUUUCGGACGUCGUCUCGGCCGACGGCGUGACCGCGAUCCGGCUGGGCGUCCAGGAGCGCGGCGAGCGGGUCAAGACGGGGCAAGAGCAGGGCGUUUUGAUUGACUACCCCGGGACCCAGAGGAUGCUUCUCGACCGCAUCCAGGGCAAGAAAAAGGACGAUCGCAUUUUCCCCAUCAGCCAGAACCUGAAGGAGCUAGGUAGCCAGAAGUACCAUGACCUCGGUGAGCGGCCCAAGAGCCGGCUGCGGCGGCGUCGCCGGGCCUGCCGGGGGCGGGCGCGCGGCGCGCCCUGCAUCGACGUGCUGGGCUCCGAGGAGCGGCAUACGUCACAGACGCCCUCGGGCAAGUGGUUCUGCCCGCCCUGCGUGGCGGCCGCGGCGCUGGACAGCUGCGACGCCGCUCCAGCGCCGCAGGGCUCGCCCUCGCCGCCGCGGGCCGCAGCGCCUGCCGGUGUGGAGCUGCAGGCCGUGCUGCCACCAGUCGUGCCACCAACGGCCGCUGCACUGCAGAUCGCGUCGCCGCUGGCCACCUCGCCGCCGGUCGUGCCGCCACCGGCUCUACUGUUGGCGGCCGCUCCACCACCUCUGCCCGCGGCAGCCGUGGCAAAGCCAGAGGUAGCCCCGGCGGCCCCGGCGCCGGAUCGCUUGGCCUCGCCGACCUCUUCGCGCGAGGGGCGCGCGUGCGUGGCGGCCGCCAGGGACCGGGCUGGCAGCUUGCGCGGCAGAGCCCGCGGGGCCUCGGCGCAGAAGGAGGCGCAGCCCCCCGCGCCGAGGCCGCGGGCCCGCACCGCGGCCCAGAAGGCCCUGGCGGUCGGCAGCGCCAGCCCCGUGUGCCCUCUGCGCCGCUCCAGGCCACUCGCCCUGGUCGGGGUCUGGCGCGGCCCAGCGAGCAGGGCGCACGCGGGCGUCAGGCUGCAGUUCGUCGACGACGACCCUGUCGACCCGGUCUGGCCAGGCCCCAGCUCCGCGGCCGCGACGGGCAGCUCGGCGGCCGCGCCUGCGGCGGCCGACAGCGCGGCCGCCCUCGGCGAGCCCGAGGCUCGGAUGCGCCUCCUGCCGUUGACGACGGCACCGGAGGAAGUUGCCGUUGACGAUGACUCGCUGGUGUCGGUGUCCAGCGCUGCCAGCGGCGGCGCGCAGCGGCUGGAGAGCGUCUCCUCCGAGCGGCUGGGCGCGGAGCCGGCCGCGGGGGCCCUGGGCGGUAGAGCGGAGGCGGAGUCGUGGCGGUGCAGAUCUUGCGGGGCCGUCGCCGAGAGAUGGCGCGGCUUGUGCACGCGGUGUGGGGCGUCCCGGUCACUCGCGGCCGCGGAGGACUGCCAGGCAGUCCGGAGCACCGCGCGAGGCGAGGGCGCCAGCGCCGUGGGGGCGCCACGUGUCGGCGCCGCCCCGCGCAGGCUGGUCGUGGAGGUGAAGCGCCUGAAGAUCCGCUGCGGCCACUCCGCACGAGGCCUCGAAGGGGCCUGA